CAUUUGAAGCAGCUCCUCCGGGGUGUUUGAACAGGAAGGCGGACAUGUUGGCCGAGCCGUGUGAGGAAAAAAAAAAUUGUGCACAGUAUGCGAUUGUUUUCCGAAUACUAACGCGCAUCUUACGUGAUUCCUAUUUAUGUUGAGUGCGAGUGCUCCUGCAAGUUUGGACGGUGGGGGAAGCAGUCGACAUUUAACGCCGGCCGACGGGACGCAGCGGAAGGAACCGCCGUUGAGAACGUUAAAGCGUCUCCGUGUUUAAACUUCGAAAUUUGGAAGAAGCAGAAGUUUUUUUUUUUUCCACCACUUCUACUUUUGGAGCUGUCAGACGGGUGGCUUUCUGCGGAGGCCUGGUACAGCUAUGGGAACGCGUUUGGAUUAGUAUUCCCUCUGUUUAUUCUUUUUUUUUUUGAACAUUGCAUUUACCUAUAAUUGCCUUUUGUUUGGAGCGUUUUUAAGCCCUUAUCCUCAGCGGCAUCCUACGGGAGGUUUGUCUAAUCUUGUCGCCACAUUUAUCUUUGCCGCUGAAGUUGUUGGCCACUUGUACUGAGGAGGGAAGGGGGGUAAAAAAAGACCUUCCCCGACGUGGAAAAUGUGGAGUGUUAGGUGCCGCAUCGACGCUUUGGUUGUCCGCGAAAGCUCCGGGACAACGAUGCAUUUUCUUUGAGGCGCGGUGUAAAGUUCACACGAAGAAACGGACGCUUGGCUGGCUAGCUACAACUGGCUAACGCUAGCUAGCUAGCCAGCUUUCUCGCCUCGCCAGUGAGCUGUUUUUUUUUUGUUUGUUUUUGUUUUUUUUAUUCACAAUAACCCGGCCUCGGGACUGUGCUCGACAGCGAAAAUGUCCGCAGGAGAAGCCAUGGAGGGACGGUUUGAGAAAAUCGAUGCCAUGUUACAGGACCCCAAGUCGGAAGUCAACACUGAUUGUCUACUGGAUGGCUUGGACGCUCUGGUGUACGACCUCGACUUCCCCGCCCUUAGGAAAAACAAGAGCAUCGACAACUUCUUGAAUAGAUAUAAAAAAACCAUUAGUAAAAUUCGGGAUCUACGAAUGAAAGCAGAUGACUAUGAAGUGGUCAAAGUCAUUGGCAGAGGGGCAUUUGGAGAGGUUCAACUGGUAAGGCACAAGUCCACAUCCAAAGUAUACGCCAUGAAGCUGCUGAGCAAGUUUGAGAUGAUCAAAAGGUCCGACUCUGCUUUCUUCUGGGAAGAGAGGGACAUAAUGGCGUUUGCCAACAGUCCGUGGGUGGUGCAGCUCUUUUUUGCAUUCCAAGAUGACCGCUACCUGUACAUGGUGAUGGAGUACAUGCCGGGUGGAGACCUGGUUAACUUGAUGAGCAACUAUGACGUGCCAGAGAAGUGGGCCCGCUUUUACACGGCGGAGGUGGUGCUGGCUCUGGAUGGAAUCCACUCCAUGGGCUUCAUUCACAGAGACGUAAAGCCUGAUAACAUGUUGCUCGACAAAGCAGGCCACUUAAAGCUUGCAGACUUUGGAACGUGUAUGAAGAUGAACGAGGACGGGAUGGUACAGUGUGACACAGCGGUCGGAACGCCAGACUACAUUUCCCCCGAGGUACUGAAAUCCCAAGGAGGAAACGGCAACUACGGCAGAGAGUGUGACUGGUGGUCAGUAGGAGUGUUUCUCUAUGAGAUGCUUGUCGGCGACACUCCUUUCUACGCAGACUCAUUGGUGGGGACUUACAGCAAAAUCAUGAACCACAAGAACGCCCUGACCUUCCCGGACGACAGCGACAUUUGCAACGACGCCAAGAAUCUCAUCUGUGCUUUCCUGACUGACAGGGAAGUUCGUCUUGGCCGUAACGGAGUAGACGAGAUCAAGAGGCAUCCUUUCUUCAAAAACGACCAGUGGACAUGGGAGAACAUCCGAGAGACUGCUGCCCCCGUGGUGCCUGAGCUCAGCAGUGACGUCGACACCAGUAACUUUGAUGAGAUCGAGGAGGACCGGGGAGAGGAGGAGACCUUUCCAAUACCCAAGGCCUUCGUGGGCAAUCAGCUCCCUUUUGUCGGCUUCACAUAUUACAGCAGUCAACAUCCUCUACGUGGUUCCUCCGCCUCAAAGACCAGUGACAAACGGAGCAGUGCAACGAAAGAGGACAAGAGUCACCUGGAGAACUUGCAAAAACAGAUCUACGUAUUAGAGGAGCAACUCCACAGUGAAAUGCAACAAAAGGAUGAGCUGGAACAGAAAUGCAGGGCGUCAAACAACAAGAUUGAGAAGAUUAUGAAGGAAUUGGAUGAGGAGGCGAACCUGAGGAAGAGUUUAGAAGCCAACGUGUCUCUGCUGGAGAAAGACAAGAUUAUGCAGCAGCACAGAUCUACAGAGUACCUGAGAAAAGCUGACCAGGAGGGUGAAAAGAGGCGCAAUUUAGAGAAUGAAGUGUCGACUCUGAAGGAGCAGCUUGAAGAUAUGAAGAAGAUCAGUCAGAACUCACAGGCCUCUAAUGAAAAGAUUGCCCAAUUGCAGAAGCAGCUGGAGGAGGCGAACGACUUGCUGCGCGCCGAGUCGGACACGGCGGCGAGGCUGAGGAAGAGCCACACGGAAAUGGCCAAGUCGAUGAGCCAGCUGGAGACUUUGAACCGCGAGCUGCAGGAGAGGAGCCGGGCAGCGGACGGAGAGAAGGCCCAGCUGGAGAAGGAGCUCCUGCUCCUUCAGAGCGCGCUGGAGUCGGAGCGCCGCAACUACAGCCAGGGAUCAGAGGAGAUGAGGGAACUGCAAGCGAGAUUGGCCGGACUGCAGGAGGACAACAAGAACCUGAAGAUCAGUCUGUCUAAAGUGGAGGGAGACCGGAAGCAAGCCCAAGAAAGGAGCAACUACCUGGAGAAGGAAAUGAACAGUUUGGAGAUCGACCUGAACUACAAGCUGAAGACCCUGAAGCAGCGUCUGGAGCAGGAGCAGACGGAGCACAAAGUGACGCGGGCGCAGCUCACAGACAAAUACGAAUCCAUCGAAGAAGCCAAAUCAGCCGCUAUGAUUGCUGUUCAGCACAAGAUGGCCGAGGAGACUGGAGCCCGGAUGAGAGCAGAAGGCCGGGUGGUGGAGGUGGAGAAGCAGUGCUCGAUGUUAGAAUUUGACCUGAAGCAGUCGGUGCAGAAAAUGGAGCAGCUGAUGAAGCAAAAGGAAAGGCUGGAGGAUGAGCUGAAAAGUCUGCACAUACAUCUGGAACAGGAGUCAAGUAAGCGAGUGGUGGCCCAGAACGACCUGAAGAGCCGCAUGCAGGACGUCGACCGCCUGAGGUGUUCGGAGAAGCAGCUCAAGCAGGAGAUCAACACGGCGCUGGAGAAUAAACGCUCACUGGAGUUCCAGCUGGCACAGCUCACAAAACAGUACAGAGGCAACGAGGGACAGAUGAGGGAACUUCAGGACCAGCUUGAAGCCGAACAGUAUUUUUCUACACUUUACAAAACUCAGGUUAAGGAACUGAAAGAUGAGAUGGAAGAACGGAACCGGCAGGUACAAGAAGCUCAGAAGAAGCUGCAGGAUGCGAUAGCUGAAAGGGACUCGUUGUCUGCUCAGCUGGACCUGACUGUAACCAAGGCCGAGUCUGAGCAGCUCGCUCGGGCUCUUCAGGAAGAGCAGUACUUUGAGCUCAACCAGGAGAACAAGAAAGCAACGGCUCGGCACAAGCAGGAGAUCAGCGAAAGAGAGGCCAUCAUUGCACGGCUGGAGGAAUCCAACAAAACUUUAACCAAAGACGUGGAGAAGCUCAGCAAAGACAAUGCGGAGUUGAGUGAAAAGCUUCAUGUUCAGGAGGAAGAAUAUGUCUCGCAGAAGGAAGAGAUCAUAGCGUCAGUCAAAGCCAACUAUGAAAAGGUGCUCCAAACGGAGCGCACCUUGAAGACUCAGGCUGUGAACAAGCUGGCAGAGAUCAUGAAUCGCAAAGAUAUGAAGCUCGACCAGAAGAAGAAAGGCAGCACUGCAGAGCUGCGCAAGAAGGAGAAGGAGAACCGCAAGCUUCAGCAGGAGCUCAAUCAGGAGAAGGAGAAGUUUAACCAAAUGUCCAUCAAGUGCCAGAAGGAGCUGAACGAGAUGCAGGCGCAACUCGCAGAAGAAUCCUCAAAUCGCAACGAUCUGCAGAUGCAGCUGGCGAGCAAGGAGAGCGACAUCGAGCAGCUCCUGGAGAAGCUGAGCGAUUUGCAGCAGCGCAUGGAAAAUUCAAGCGUCACCAGCUUGCAGGCGGACGAAACGGACCUAAAUACUGCAGAACCCAGACUGGAGGGUUGGUUGUCCGUUCCUAAUCGUGGUAAUAUCAAGCGAUAUGGGUGGAAGAAGCAGUAUGUGGUGGUGAGCAGUAAGAAGAUUCUGUUCUACAAUGAUGAGCAGGAUAAAGAGCAGUCUAACCCCUCCAUGGUACUCGAUAUUGACAAACUGUUUCACGUGAGACCAGUCACUCAAGGAGAUGUGUACCGAGCUGAAACGGAGGAGAUCCCUAGGAUAUUCCAGAUUCUGUACGCCAACGAGGCAGAGUGCAGAAAAGAGGCGGACAUGGAGGCGGUCCCUCAGGGCGACAGGACCAACUGUCACUUACACAAAGGACACGAGUUCAUCCCCACACUAUAUCACUUCCCCACCAACUGCGAGGCCUGCUCCAAGCCUUUAUGGAAUAUGUUUAAGCCGCCUGCGGCACUAGAGUGCCGCCGCUGCCAUGUGAAGUGCCACAAGGACCACAUGGAAAAGAAGGAGGACGUUAUUGUUCCUUGCAAAGUAAACUACGACGCCCGGCACAUGCUCCUACUGGCCAUGACCCAAGACGAGCAAAAGAAAUGGAUUGGCCACCUUGGAAAGAAGAUACCCAAGACCCCACCAUCAACAUUUUCUAGAGUCUCACCUCGUAGCAUGUCCACUCGCUCUGGACCCAACCAGUCCUUCCGCAAGAACCCUAAAAGCAAUACAGCCAAACUGAGCAGAGCGCAGUCCAGCCUCCAGGCAGCAAACACAACAUCAAGCACUUGUUGACAGGAACUUCUUCAGAAAGUGUUGAUGUUGUAUUUUAGAUUUCUUUUUUUUUUUCUCCACCUGACCUUCAAACCUUUUUUGUAUUUAUUGUUUGCAUUACUUGGUCCUCUUUUUUUAACACAAGACACUUCCUGGUUGGUUGUUUUCCUUCCUCCUGGGAUCUAUGCAGGUGACACUUGGGGUGUUUUUUGGGUUAAUAAACUAACAUUAUAGACUUUGCAACUCUCAUUUGAAUUGUCCGUAUUUUAUAUUUUUAUUCUUUAUCUGUCAAACAUGAUUCAAAUUUAAGCUGGUAAUACAGUUACAUUACCUGUUAGACUGAAUACUAACAAAUGUAAAGAUAAAUAGUUUUUUUUUUACUGGUGUUUGUUCUGUCUUUCAGCUAACCAUCUCAACAGUUGGGACUUUUUCUGGACUUUAAAACUUUCCCUCUUUUUAUUCUUCAACAAAAAAAACAAAA
Molecule: messenger RNA, 5432 nt
Organism: Fundulus heteroclitus (mummichog)
Lineage: Eukaryota; Metazoa; Chordata; Actinopteri; Cyprinodontiformes; Fundulidae
Gene: rock1
Product: Rho-associated, coiled-coil containing protein kinase 1
Exons: 33
Coding region: 839-4972 (1377 amino acids)
Biological process (GO): peptidyl-threonine phosphorylation; cortical actin cytoskeleton organization; mitotic cytokinesis
Cellular component (GO): cytoplasm; cytoskeleton
Molecular function (GO): small GTPase binding; Rho-dependent protein serine/threonine kinase activity; ATP binding
Source: RefSeq, a predicted model, not a curated record